CAUCCUCUCCAGCAGGUGUCGCUUUCCCCUCCUUGCACAGCUGAUCAUUUUCCGUGCAGAGAGAAAGAGGCAACGUGACAGAUUUCUGCCUGUGGAUGCUGGUACCUGAUGCAAGUUGUGGAGGAGAAAACUACUCUGAAUGAGAUCAAAAAGGCUUCAACCACAGCUAGACUUUAAAUCAUUCCAACAGGCGAUUCAAAGACGAGAUCUUAUUUUACACCACAAACUACAGAUGACAGAAACUCGCUUUGUUCUGCAACAUAAACCUCCUUCUUUCUUUCUUGUAUAACUAUGCGUAGUGUUCGGUUCUUUGGAGAGUCCGUGCGUAAAAGUGCGCGCGUCUCCCUGGCGCACCACACUCGCUUUCCGUACCAUCCUCAUCUUCAUCUUCAUCGGAUCUAGCCUCUGAGCCGCAGCAGUUCAUCCGUCAAACCGCCUCAAAACAUGGCUGUACCGCCCCGGCUCGGCCAGAGGAGCCCUGGUCCGCUCUUCACUGUGUUACUCUGCGUUUUGUUUCUCGUCUUCGUUUCUGUGUCCUCAGCGAGUCGUGAUGUUGUGUCUGGAAACAACGAGACUAGGAAAAAUCCAGCAACAGUGGAGGACUCCCAUCACCAUCACCAAAGUAACUCCACGCCUCACAAAAAGGCUUUCCCUGUUCUCGACUUCAAAUACGAGCACGUCAGGAAACCCUUCGAGAUCUCUCUGUGGAUCCUCUUGGCCCUGCUCAUGAAACUCGGUUUCCACAUUAUUCCCAGAGUGUCGAACGUCGUCCCAGAGAGCUGUCUGCUGAUCUUCGUCGGCUUGCUUGUCGGCGGCAUCAUCAAAGCCAUAGGAGAGGAAGCUCCCAUCCUCAGCACUGAGCUCUUCUUCUUCUACCUGCUGCCUCCCAUCAUCCUCGAUGCCGGCUACUUUCUGCCUAUCCGGGCCUUCUUGGAGAACUUGGGCACCAUUCUGGUCUUCGCGGUGGUGGGAACUCUGUGGAACGCCUUCUUCAUCGGUGGGAUGAUGUACGCCGUGUGUCAGAUUGAAGGCACAGGGCUGGGCAACGUGGACCUGCUGUCCUGUCUGCUGUUCGGCUCCAUCAUCUCGGCCGUGGACCCUGUGGCCGUGCUGGCUGUGUUUGAGGAAAUCCAUAUCAACGAGCUGCUGUACAUCCUCGUGUUUGGGGAGUCGCUACUCAAUGAUGCCGUCACUGUGGUCCUGUAUCACCUGUUUGAGGAGUUCUCGCAUGCGGGGACGGUGACCGUGGUUGACGCCGUCCUCGGCGUGGUCUGUUUCCUCGUGGUGUCACUCGGGGGAAUCCUGGUGGGAGUGAUCUACGGCUUCCUAGGUGCCUUCACGUCCCGCUUCACCUCUCACACCCGAGUCAUCGAGCCGCUGUUCGUCUUCCUCUACAGCUACAUGGCUUACCUCUCCGCUGAGGUCUUCCACCUGUCGGGGAUCAUGUCGUUGAUUGCGUGUGGCGUGGUGAUGCGGCCAUAUGUGGAGGCCAACAUCUCCCACAAGUCGUACACCACCAUCAAAUAUUUCCUGAAGAUGUGGAGCAGCGUGAGCGAGACGCUCAUCUUCAUCUUCCUUGGUGUUUCCACGGUGGCUGGCCCUCAUGCCUGGAACUGGACCUUCGUCAUUUUCACCGUCAUCCUCUGUCUGGUGUCCAGAGUGCUCGGGGUCAUCGGCCUCACGUACAUCAUAAAUAAGUUCCGUAUCGUAAAGCUGACCAAAAAGGAUCAGUUCAUCGUGGCCUACGGUGGCCUGCGAGGAGCCAUAGCCUUCUCACUCGGGUUCCUGCUCACCAACAGCAAUAUGAAGAACAUGUUCCUCACCGCCAUCAUCACCGUCAUCUUCUUCACUGUCUUUGUGCAGGGAAUGACCAUCAGACCUCUCGUUGAGCUUCUGGCUGUGAAGAAGAAAAAGGAGAGCAAGGGAUCAAUAAAUGAAGAGAUACACACACAGUUCCUGGAUCAUCUGCUCACAGGGAUUGAAGACAUCUGUGGACAUUAUGGACAUCACCACUGGAAAGACAAGCUGAACCGCUUCAACAAAGCCUAUGUGAAGAAGUGGCUGAUCGCCGGCGAGCGCUCCACUGAGCCGCAGCUCAUCUCCUUCUACAACAAGAUGGAGAUGAAACAGGCCAUGAUGAUGGUGGAGAGCGGCAGCACCGCCAAGCUUCCUAACGCCGUGUCGCCUGUCUCCAUGCAAAACAUUCAACCAAGAGGGCCAGGAAGAGGAAGAGCGAUCCCGAGCAUCUCAAAGAGCCGUGAGCAAGAGAUCAGAAAGAUCCUGCGAGGCAACCUGCAGAACACCAGACAGAGGCUCCGUUCGUACAGCCGCCAUGACCUGUUCAUGGACCCGUUUGAGGACAACGUGAGUGAAAUCCGCUUCAGGAAGCAGAGGGUGGAGAUGGAGAGGAGGAUGAGUCACUACCUCACCGUCCCUGCAAACCGUCAGGAAACACCGCCUGUGAGAAAAGUCUGCUUUGAAUCAGAAAACCAGGUAUUUACUUAUGAUGACAGCGAGAGCCCGAGAGGCCUCACAGCUCAGCCUCAUCACAGCUCUCCUGAUACUGUCAACCUGUUGAACGAAUCACCCCAGAGAGCCAAUCAGAGCGAGGCACAGAGUGCAACCGGGGACAACGAGAGGAGGGAGAAGGUUUCAGAUGAGCAGGAGGAGCAACAGAAGCUAUCACGAUGUCUGAGUGACCCCGGUCCAAACCAGGACCAGGAGGAGGACAGAUCCAGACAGUCUUGAUAAGAAAACAUGUUUACAAAUUCAUGAUGAGCUCAUGUAAUCUGUUGUUUUUUUCUGAAAGUGUACAGUCAUGGGAGUUGUAACAAAGCUUAGUAUUUAUGAAUCUACAUCGCCAAAAGUGUGAUUUUUCAGUGUUUUGUUCUGUGAUAUGAGCACAUGCACAGGUUUUCCAGGAGUUUGGGAUCUUUGUCAGUCAAUUCAUGAGGACUUUUUACAUGCAACACAUUACCAAAGCAUGCAGCACUGAGCUGAUUUCAGAGUUUAUUACAGCCUGAAGUGAGAUAAGUGUAUGCAUUUUGUGUCUUAUAAGCAGACGUAGCUGUAAAGAAAGAGCGCCUGUUUUAACAAACUUAAGGCACCAGGUGGGUGGAGUUUACCACUUCAAAGCACAGUAUGAGGAAAGAGGCUAAAAUUAUCCACACGCAGUUGGUGAAAAGAAAUACCCAAGAUCUAUGAGGAAAUUUGAAAACAUUGAAAUUAGGUACAUUUAAAAAAAUAUGAUUUUGAAAAAGAAAAUGGGAUAAGUAUUAUACAUUUGUAUCUAUUUUCAUGUGUGUUAAGGUGAAGAUACUGUUUACAGCUGGUGCCUUUGUUUUUGUUUUUUGGGAACUAAAAUCCAAAUCUGCACAUAUCUUGAAAAAAAUGAAAUGAAUGAGAAAUGUAUGUUUCUAAAGUGUUAUCUACAUGUUCUAAACUCUCAUAUGUUUUGGUAUCAGCCCAUAAAUACAGUCAUUUAUCAGGUUGUACCUAUAUGUAUUUAAAAAAACAUGAUGCGCUCUGUGGAAAAUGUCGUUGAGAAACAAAAAGCACUAAUCUUGUGAUCCAAGAAUUUUGAAAUCAUCUUAAAUAUAAGAAAAAAAUGGAAGUAUUAUUUUGUAGAGGUCUGCAAACAAGCUUUAGCUCUGUGUUUAACAUCGCUGCAUGACUGAUCAGUGUUUUCUCAGGGACUGGAACACGUCUUAGUAUUAACAAACGCCCUCUGCAGAACAGAAGUGUUUCUGUCUACGUGUUCUUCGACAUUUGUCUGUUUUAAUGUAACUGUUUUGUACUCAUCCGACUUCUCAGAGCUUCAAAAACAUUCCGGUCAAAGCUCAACAUAUCUGUGUUUCCACUUGAGAGGUUAAAAGAGGGAGAUCACCUUUUCAUAUCUGCUCUGAACUGCCUGAGCUUCUGCUGCCUGAAUGUUUGCCUUAAAAUGUGUUUGCUUUCUGUAUGUUUGCCAGUUGAAGUAUUUUUAUAUUUUAAGAGGAGAAAAAGUGUUCAAGUUAUAAAUCUUGCAAAUGGAGAAAAGCUUUAACAUCUGCCUGAAAUAAAAGGUAUGUUAUUACCUAAGAACACAA
Notolabrus celidotus (New Zealand spotty) is the source of this 4088-nucleotide messenger RNA. Its product is annotated as Na(+)/H(+) exchanger beta-like. The record is from RefSeq and is a predicted model, not a curated record. Bases 445 to 2748 code for a protein of 767 amino acids. The transcript has 12 exons. Gene Ontology annotation, biological process: regulation of pH; sodium ion transport; proton transmembrane transport. Gene Ontology annotation, molecular function: sodium:proton antiporter activity. Lineage: Eukaryota; Metazoa; Chordata; Actinopteri; Labriformes; Labridae. Gene Ontology annotation, cellular component: membrane.